AACAGCCUCAGCUCCAUGACAGGCAAAACGUACCGCUUCAGAGUCCACAACGUGGGCAUCUCCACCAGCUUGAACCUGAGGAUCCAGGGCCACAACAUGGCCAUGGUCGAGACAGAGGGCUCCUAUACGAUGAAGCAGAAUUUCACCAACCUCGACAUCCAUGUGGGGCAGUCCUACUCCUUUCUGGUCACGAUGGACCAGAAUGCAAGCAGCGACUAUUACAUCGUGGCCAGCGCUCGGUUCGUGAACGAGUCGCUCUGGACCAGGGUCACUGGCGUUGCAAUUCUGCACUACUCGAAUUCAAAGGGCAAGGCGUCUGGUCCACUCCCUGAUCCGCCGAAUGAUGAGUACGACAAAACCUUCUCCAUGAACCAGGCACGGUCAAUCAGGAUGAACGUGACCACUGGUGCUGCUCGUCCGAACCCUCAAGGAUCAUUUCACUAUGGCCAAAUCAACGUGACCCAAGUGUACAAGCUGAGGAACAUGCCACCUGUUACCAUCAAUGGCAAAAGGCGGACUACGCUGAAUGGCAUCUCUUACUCCCCGCCUGCUACUCCAUUGAGGCUUGCGGAUCUCUAUGACAAGAAAGAAGUCUACACACUCGACUUCCCAACCAUGCCGUCUGAUGGACCGCCGGUUAUCAGGUCUUCUGUCAUCAACUCGACGUACAAGAACUUCAUGGAGAUUGUGUUUCAGAACAAUGACACGAAAGUUCAGACCUACCAUAUCGAUGGAUACGCCUUCUGGGUCGUAGGAAUGGACUACGGUGAGUGGACCGACAACAGCCGUGGGACAUACAACAAGUGGGAUGGUGUUUCCCGUUGCACCACUCAGGUGUUUCCCGGAGCAUGGACCGCCGUCCUGUUGUCGCUUGACAGCCCGGGGUUCUGGAACGUGCGCACGGAGAACCUGGACACGUGGUACCUCGGCCAGGAGACGUACAUCAGGGUGGUGGAUCCUGACGGAGGCUACAACGUGACCGAGUCGGUGUUACCAGACAACGCCCUCUUCUGUGGCCUCCUCAGGGAAAAGCAGAAGGCUCAGAAGCCGCACGGGUCGUCGUCGAGCUCGGCGUCCCCUGCGCUAAAACAGAGUGGCUACCUGCUGCCAUUCUUGGUGUUGCUGGUCGCAUUGGCGGUCAUGGGACACUGAACUGAAGUGAUUGCCAGUUAGUGGUGUGUGCUAGAUCUGCGGUUUGUGAGUUAGGGAAUUGGGAAUGUGGGUUCUCCACCGAUUGGGUGGGGAGGCCCUGCCAUUGUUGCGUAUCGGCGAAUUCGUCGAAACUGUUAACAGAGUUGUGUCUUGUGUGCAAGCGUGUCACAUUGUUUGUGUGGUACUUACUGCUGCCUGUGGCCCCGCAAUUGGGGGCGCUGUGCCGCCGCCUUGAGGAUGAUGAUUUUUAGC
This is a messenger RNA of Triticum urartu, 1404 nucleotides long. The record is from RefSeq and is a predicted model, not a curated record. Lineage: Eukaryota; Viridiplantae; Streptophyta; Magnoliopsida; Poales; Poaceae.